Molecule: messenger RNA, 2454 nt
Organism: Penicillium soppii
Lineage: Eukaryota; Fungi; Ascomycota; Eurotiomycetes; Eurotiales; Aspergillaceae
Product: RINT-1 family protein
Exons: 5
Coding region: 1-2454 (817 amino acids)
Biological process (GO): retrograde vesicle-mediated transport, Golgi to endoplasmic reticulum; endoplasmic reticulum to Golgi vesicle-mediated transport; regulation of ER to Golgi vesicle-mediated transport
Cellular component (GO): Dsl1/NZR complex
Source: RefSeq, a predicted model, not a curated record
AUGGCACCUCUCACACUUUUAUCUUCGCAUGAGCGGACCCGAGUGGAAGAUUAUUUAAAUGACAAGAUUCAGGUUUCUGCCGAUCUUGAGAGCCUGGAUUCACUGCUAUCCAGCCUUCGUGCGCAACAGGAGCUUCAGCGGAAACAGCUAGCUGAAGCCGGGGAAGCACUCUCGAAUGCGACAAAAGCCUCUAAUGAUCACGCCGAAGCCACUCGAAGGCAAGCGGAGGCUUUCACCGCGGAGCAAGAUGACAUCGACCGACGACUGAAAGCCAUCACGCAAUCUGAAACCAGUGAUCAAGCGGCUAAGAGCCUUGAAAAUAGUAUGGAGAAGCUUCAGCGGCUUGAAAUAUCCAAGGGAUAUGUGGAGCUGCUCAACCAAGCUGAAGAAUUGAGCAAAAAAGCACUGAAAAUCAUUGCUUCCGAACCGCGCGCCGCUAUAAAGCCGUAUUCUCAGCUACGAAACAUCGUCGGGUUGCUCAAAAAUGCCCAACCCGCCGCCGAGGGAGCAGCUCCUCAUCUUAUUAACUAUACGGACAAACUGGCUUCAGCGCUGAGACAGGAGAUGAAGAAAUAUUUUGGGGAUCGGCUUCAGAGGACAUUGGAGGAGUUGAAGUGGCCGUCACGAGAAUUGAACGUCACUGAUCAGGUUUUGGCUCGGUGGAAACAAGAUGUCGAGUUGUUGCUUGACCUGCAAACACCUGAACUCCAGAAUCGCGAUUCGCUCGCACCCGGCGUAAGCCUUCAACCGCCAGUCUUGUUCCCACUAGAGGUCAUGGUGCAUCAUUUGGAUCUACGGUUCCAAUAUCACUUCAGUGGAGACAAACCGACAAAUCGGCUUGACAAGCCUGAAUAUUUCCUGUCGCAUAUAAUGGACCUCAUCAACCAACACAGCGGGUUUUUCAUGUCUUAUCUGCAGCCCAUCUUCGAUGAAAGGGCCAAGGUGAUUGGACCUAGCCUGGAAUGGAACUUUUACAAUGCAUCACAUAGUUUCAUUACUGCAUUACUUCCUAUGUUGACUCAAAAGAUCAACGUGUUUCUUCCUCAAAUCUCAAAUUACCCCCAAUUGCUCAGCCAUUUCAUCCAUGAACUGAUGAAUUUUGACAAUGAAAUUCGAGACACCUGGAACUAUAUGCCAGAUCCAUAUGCGCAGGAUAAUUGGAAGGGCAUGACUUGGGACGUGUUAACCAAACAAGGUUGGUAUGACCGAUGGCUUCAAGUCGAAAAGGACUUUGCAUUGGCGCGAUACAAAGAUAUUAUCGACACUACAAACAGCGGAGAAAUCGAUUACGACGGCAUGGAGCCUACUGCAACGAAGCCAACCAAGGCUGCAAUUCGUGUUAAUGAUCUUCUCGAAACGAUCACAGAGCGCUAUCAGCCCCUGUCGUCCUUCAGCCAGAAGCUGCGCUUUCUCAUUGAUAUCCAAAUUACAAUCUUCGAUCAAUUUCACGAGCGUCUUCAUUCUGCACUAGAGGCCUACCUCGCCAGGACAUCGACGCUCGGUCGUACUGUGCAGGGAGCCGACGGACAAGCCAGUGUGGAAGGUGUUGCCGGGCUGGAACGGCUUUGUAGGGUCUUCGGCAGCGCCGAAUAUCUCGAGAAGAAAAUGGAGGAUUGGAGCAACGAUGUGUUUUUCGUCGAGCUUUGGUCCGAGCUUCAAGAUCGCGUGCGACAGAACCAAGACGGUGGGCGAAACGUGGCUGGAACGAUGUCUGUCGCGGAGGUAGCAUCGCGUACCUCCCCCGCUGUGGCCAACAAUGGCACCCACACCGAGACCUCGUCUGAUGGUGCCCUCUUUGACGAGACAGCAUCCGCGUACCGUCGUCUCCGUCUCCGCUCGGAAUCCAUCAUUACAUCCACCCUGUCCUCCAACAUUCUUACAGCCUUGAAGUCGUAUUCUCGGGUGUCCACUUGGGCAACGUUAGCAACUCCCUCCACCGCAGCCACCGCAGCUCCACUCUCGCCUACUUCAGAUCUCGCCCAUGCAAUGCGUGUUUUGUCCAUGCAGCUGUCUUUCCUCUCUCGCGCACUUGGAACCGCCCCCAUGCGACGAGUUUCACGGCAGCUUUUAUUGUCCAUCCAGUCCUAUAUAUGGGAUAGCGUGUUGACAAAACACACCUUCUCUGCUAAUGGAGCGGCUCAGAUUGCCAGUGAUGUCGAUCAUCUCUGCAGCGUGGUAGAUUCUGCCCUCGGGGCCUCAAGCUAUACGGGAUCCUCAAUGCAAAUAAUCAAAAAACUCAGCGAGGGCUUGCGUAUUCUUUGUUUGAGUGCGACCGAGGAAGGAGAUGUCUCUUCUCAGAACGAUGGAACUCUAAGGUUGAUGGAUGUGGAAAACAGGCUGUUCAGAGAUAAUGAGAGCGCACGAGGUGUGUUGGCAGAACUGGAGAUUGAGACAUUGUCAGAGGCUGAGGCUCGAUCUGUUCUGGAACGGAGAGUUGAGAUCGGGAAUUUAUAG